UUAUUUCCGACAGAUAUUCCUUUAAAGCUGUGGCUUGACUGCAAGACGUCCCAGAGGAUCCAGUCGAUGCACCAAUACAAAAAUACAUUUCGAGGGGACGUAAACAGUAUAUCACAACAGUAACGAACGAAGGAAAGAGAUACCGAUAACUGGGUGCUAAGAAGACAGCUGCUCCUCUUUUCCAAAAGGACGAGGCGCACAACGUCUUUGGAACAACUGCUGUUGCAUGCAGUCAUCUGCAGAGGUUACUGUAUGAAGCUUUUAAGGCCUUUUUGAAUGAUCGGCCACUCGAUGGGGAUUCACCGAGGAGCUCUCACCUGUGUCGCCUCCUGCCCUCCGCCCCGCCGCCUGCCCUCCCUCUUCUGCACCUGCUCCACACACAUCAUGAAACUGGUAUUAACUGAAUGGCAAUUGAUAUGGAUUUUUACUGAUUCCAGGAGACAGUGAAGCAACAAAAACACAAAAAGGGAGGAAAAGCCAUAUCUCAUUUUCACACGUCCUUCUUUACACCAAAUAAACCUGCCUGUGGGGUGCUGUUCUAGGCUGCCUGCACAGGCCCACCCUGAAAACAACACCUCUCUGGAAAACACGAGGAAUGUAUUGUACGCUUUGAGAGAUUCUUCUUCCUACCUGAUUACCUCGUUUGAGGACAUCGACGGCAGAGGGAGCUAUACUUUGAGGACCAGCUCACACCAGGCGCCACCAAGCCACUGGUGUAUGCAUACAGAUCCAUUUUUAAUAUAUUUUUUAUAUAUAUAUUGUUUUUCUCUGGAGCCUGAAGCGCUGUGCGUUUGGCUGUGUGCAUGCCGAAGAAGAAGAAAAUGGCUCCCCAGAACUCUGAGGCGGAUGCUAUGCAAGUGCAGGGGGUGAUGGUGGUCCCUACUGCUAAGAAAACCACCACAGGUUCUGCUGCCACAGGGGAUAGAGGAGGAGGAGGAGGUGGAGGAGGUGUGGUGCUGGAGUCAUGCCAGGAGGAGUCGGUGAGCGAGGGGUCUAUAGACCGGAUCCCCCUGCAGCAGUGGGUGAUGCACGGAGCCGUCAUGUUCGGACGAGAGUUCUGCUACGCCAUGGAAACGGCCUUGGUUACGCCUGUACUGCUGCAAAUAGGUCUUCCAGAACAGUAUUACAGUCUGACAUGGUUCCUGAGCCCCAUCCUGGGUCUGAUCUUCACACCUCUGAUUGGCUCAGCCAGUGAUCGCUGCACCCUGAAAUGGGGCCGGCGACGCCCUUUCAUCCUGGCCCUGUGUGUGGGGGUGUUGUUUGGAGUAGCACUCUUCCUCAACGGGUCACUCAUAGGUCUUGCCGUCGGCGACGUGCCAAAUAACCAGCCCAUAGGCAUUGUUCUGACGGUGCUCGGUGUAGUAGUGCUGGACUUCAGUGCAGACGCAACGGAGGGUCCCAUAAGGGCCUACCUACUAGACGUGGCAGACACUGAAGAACAAGACAUGGCCCUCAACAUCCACGCCUUCUCCUCUGGUUGUGGGGGAGCGGUGGGCUACGCGCUAGGCGGUCUGGACUGGACCCACACAUUCCUGGGCUCAAUCUUCAAGUCCCAGGAGCAGAUCCUCUUCUUCUUCGCCGCCAUCUUGUUCACUAUCUCUGUGGCGCUGCAUCUGUUCAGCAUCGAAGAGCAGCGGUACAGCCCCCAGCAGGACCGGCUGGACGAGGAGGCCGACGCCGCCUCUUCCACAGCCCACAAGGCCAACUGCUCCCUGGGGAAGCUUCAUGGCCACAACACCCCCCACAUGGAGCUCAUCGGAGAGGAGGACAUCUACGACCCUUGCGAUCGUUACGACCGUUAUGAGUUCUACAGGGAUGGUGAUGGGGAAGAGGAUGGGCGCUCAUUGCGCGACAUGGACAUGGACUUCCUGGAUGUGGAGAUGGUGAGGUCCAAGUCGGACUCAGUGCUGCAAAUGGCCGACGCCACACUGGAUCACCUGGACCACGACGCUCUGUCCCUGCUUCACAUUGAGCCCUCCAUUUUCGCUGACCGCCUAUCGUCCUACCACGGCUCUCCACCACGCCGCAGCAGCAGCACAGGCAGCCAGGACCUCCUCAAAACCUCCAAAAAGAUCUGCCGGCUGUCCCAGUUCCUGCAGGAGCAGGACCGCGACGGGGAAGAGGCGCUCCUCAACAACCAGCUCAACGAGCAGAAGACGCCAAACGGCCGAGCGCAUGCCAACGGCUUGGGCCAGGGCGGCAACGGGCAUGCCCACAUGGUCAUGAAGAACUCGGCCAGCACAAACGCUUCCAUGCGGCACCGCAGACACAUCUUCUACCGCCAGCCUUCCUGCACCUUCUCCUACUACGGCCGCGUGGGUUCCCACCGCUACCGCUACCGGAGAGCCAACGCCGCGCUGCUCAUCAAGCCCUCGCGCAGCUUGAACGACAUCUACGAGGUGCAGCGGAGACAGAAGAGGAAACAGCAGAACCCCAGAGCGCGCCACCAGUCAGGCAACACCAACUCCAGCGGGGAUACAGAGAGUGAGGAGGGGGAGACGGAGACCACGGUCAGGCUGCUGUGGCUGUCCAUGCUGAAGAUGCCUCCAGAGCUGAUGAGGCUCUGUGUCUGUCAUCUCCUCACCUGGUUCUCCAUCAUCGCUGAGGCCGUCUUCUACACUGACUUCAUGGGCCAGGUCAUCUACCACGGCGACCCCACGGCUCCCGCUAACUCCACGGAACUGCAGAACUACCACAAAGGAGUUCAGAUGGGCUGCUGGGGGCUGGUCAUCUAUGCCUUGACCGCUGCCUCCUGCUCAGCCUUACUGCAGAAGUACCUGGACAACUUUGACCUGAGCAUCAAGGUCAUCUACGUCCUGGGCACGCUGGGCUUCUCCAUCGGUACGGCCGUCAUGGCCAUCUUCCCCAACGUCUACGUCUCCAUGGUGAUGAUCAGCAGCAUGGGCAUCAUCUCCAUGAGCAUCUCAUACUGCCCUUAUGCCCUCCUGGGACAAUACCAUGAGAUGAAAGAGUACAUCCACCACAGCCCAGGGAACUCCAAGCGGGGCUUUGGCAUCGACUGUGCCAUCCUGUCAUGCCAGGUGUACAUCUCCCAGAUCCUGGUGGCAUCGGCGCUGGGCGCGGCGGUGGACGCCACGGGUAGCGUGCGGGUCAUCCCUAUGGUGGCGUCCGGUGGCUCCUUCCUGGGUUUCCUCACAGCCUGGUUCCUGGUCAUCUACCCGAGCCACGGCGAUGCGGAAGCCAAGGGUGAGCAGAAAGCUUUAACAGGGCCCUCCUCUGAUAACAGCAGCACAGAGAAACCCAGUGUUCUAAAACUGACCAAGAAAGGCGCCGCCACCACUACGUGUAAAGUGGAGUGCGAAUCCACUCUGUGAUGGGGGGGUUACUGUUACCAUAGCAAUGCAAACGACAUCAACAAACGA
This is a messenger RNA of Salmo salar (Atlantic salmon), 3383 nucleotides long. RefSeq names its product polyamine-transporter SLC45A4. Lineage: Eukaryota; Metazoa; Chordata; Actinopteri; Salmoniformes; Salmonidae. The record is from RefSeq and is a predicted model, not a curated record. Gene Ontology annotation, biological process: transmembrane transport. Gene Ontology annotation, molecular function: sucrose:proton symporter activity. Gene Ontology annotation, cellular component: membrane.